Kluyveromyces marxianus DMKU3-1042 is the source of this 4440-nucleotide messenger RNA. RefSeq names its product lysophospholipase (gene NTE1). The record is from RefSeq and is a predicted model, not a curated record. Lineage: Eukaryota; Fungi; Ascomycota; Saccharomycetes; Saccharomycetales; Saccharomycetaceae. The transcript has a single exon. Gene Ontology annotation, biological process: phosphatidylcholine metabolic process. Gene Ontology annotation, cellular component: endoplasmic reticulum. Gene Ontology annotation, molecular function: phosphatidylcholine lysophospholipase A1 activity. The coding region runs from base 1 to 4440 and encodes 1479 amino acids.
AUGUGGUUCUUUUCCUAUUUCCUUCCAAAAGUGAAGAGCAUUUUGCUCUUGCAAUUCCAUAUAACACUUCCCUUAAACUAUUUGGUGAUUCUUCUGAUCGGUACAGUAGUAUUUACGUAUUUGGGGCUUCGAAGUAGGAUACUCUCGAACUAUUCGAAUCUGAAGAACGACGUUUCCGAUGAGAAUAACAUUAAUCGAACGGAGUAUAUUGAUGCGUCUUCUGCGCCAUUCCUUUUGAAUCACGAGAAGCAUAAGGGGUUCACAUCUUAUUUAGACGAGUUUUUAUCAGCCAUUAAGAUCUUUGGUUACUUGGAAAAGCCUGUGUUUCACGAAUUGACCAAGUCCAUGAAGACCGAGAAGCUACAAGAGGGGGAGAUUAUCUUGUUGGAUGAUUCAAUUGGGUUCACAAUAGUUGUAGAAGGAACAUUACAGAUUUUGCAUAAAGUAGAAAAUCGCCGGAUGGGCGCAUUUUCAUCAUCACAGGACUUUGAUUCGCCGUUUGUCUCACCAAUGGAUGAUGAUGGGUAUCUCAUCAAUGGGGAAAGGUUCCAACUAUUGAACAUUGUGAAGUCUGGGAACCCUUUAUCCUCUUUGGUCAGUAUUUUGAAACUAUUUUCCAAUAGUCCAGUGCAACCACCAUCAUCAAUGCAAGAUGAGGAACGUGCACAGCGGCUCUCGACAUCUGGUGACUCCUCAGAUGCCCAAUCUCCUCGCAUUAAUAUUACAGGACACAUUAAUAGCUUCUUGGAUUCAACUGUGCAUCAUAGAUUCAAUACCACCGAUGGUAGCUGCAAUACUAUCAAUACUAACAACAGCAAUAAUAGUAACAGUACCAAUAACAUUAACAACAGUAAUACGAGCAGCAAUGAUAACCGUGCUAGUACCCCCAUAUCUCCAAUAGAAUUUGAUUCAAAUUUCGAUAAUAUGUCCGAAUCUUCUUCUAACACAACAUCUCCAAAAUUACCUGAACUUAUUGCACGUGCAUCAAGCGAUUGCACAAUAGCUAUUAUCCCAUCUUCAUCUUUUCAGCGCUUGUUGGCAAAAUAUCCACGCUCCGCAUCGCAUAUCAUUCAAAUGAUAUUAACAAAAUUAUACAGAGUUACUUUUCAAACAGCUCAUACGUACUUGGGUCUCACCAAUGAAAUCAUAUUCACGGAAUUCCAAUCAAUGAAUAAAGACUCUGUGAAGCUACCAGAAGUUUUCCGUAGAUCAAUUAUCGGCUAUUUCACUGACCAACAAGAUAAUUCUGCAAGUACCGCCAAAUCUAAAAAACAAAAACGGCCACAGAUGCAUCGUCUAGAUUCCAACAGCUCAGUAAGUUAUGGUUCAAGACAUGUGGUAUUGAAUUCAAGGGACCAGUAUAAUCCGGGUGAUCUUCUUUCUAAUGUCCCUUUACCAAGAUUGAGCACCCCUCAAAGAAAUAAUUUAUCUGCCUCUACCUCUUCCUCAACCUUGAGCACCGGAGACAAUAAACCCAAAUUAUUGAACAACUUCUCUACAUCCCAUUUUGAGGAAACAGAGACUUCUUCCUGGAGGUUAGCAUUGAUUGAUAUAAUCUUUCAACAAUUAGACAUUACUAAGGAUACGAUCCAACGUCCGGUUUCUGAUAAUAUUUCACUCUCAGAACAAUUUCCUGAUGAUCAGUCUCUGAGAAGAAGAUCUUCAUAUUCUUCUUUUGCUUCAUUGUCAUCGUCGGUGGCUACGCAAUCGAGUAAUCGUUUGGUGACAUUCUUACCAAAAGAAGCACAUCAAUUCUCGAGAUUGGAAAAGAAGGGCAACAAACUUCCCAAACUAAGGAAAAAUUUACAAGAGCCUAAUGUAUCGAGAUCCAGAGAAGAAAAAACACAUCCAUUGGAUGAACAUCGUAAUGAAAAAAAUAACAAUGAUGGCCAGUUCUCCGAUUUUGAAACUGUUAAAGAAGACUUUUCUAAAUGUAUUAAGAUUUUGAGAUUUGAAGGCAAUGAAACAAUCCUUUAUCAGAACUCUAAUCCUCAGGGUAUAUUCUACGUUGUCAGUGGUGAGGUUGAUGUUAUUUCUGAGACUACUAAUCCUGAUACGAAUGAAAGCCAUGAAAGAAUCUUGUAUACUGUUUCGGAAGGGUUUGUACUGGGCUGCUUAUCUUCAAUUCUUGGUUGCAAAUCGCUCGUAUCUCUUAAAGUUAGUAAAGGUCCUGCUUACCUUGCAUUAAUUCCUUAUGAUGAUCUUGAAAGGUUGUGUGAUAAAUACUUUAUGAUUUAUCUAAGGCUAUCUGAGAUGUUAACGAAUUCUUUGAGUCCAAAUUUGUUAAGAUUAGAUUACUUCUUAGAAUGGAUUCACUUAGACUCUUCAGAGACAUUGUUCAAUCAGGGUGACCCUGCAAAUGGUGUGUACUUAGUCUUAAAUGGUAGACUAAGACAAUUGUUUUAUGAGGAUGAAGAAUCAGAUGUGGUAACGCAAAUGGCAGAACUAUCUAAGGGUGAAAGUUUCGGAGAAGUAGAGGUACUAACUGCUAUCAAUAGACUGAACACAGUCGUUGCCAUAAGAGAAAGUGAACUAGCCAGAAUUCCAAGAACUCUCUUUGAGUUUUUAGCUAUCGAACAUCCUUCAAUUAUGAUUCAUGUUAGCAGAAUGGUUGCCAAGAAGGCCAUGUUAAUGAAUUUCAAAUCAGGAAUAGGAUUUACAGGGACCGAAAAGAAAUCAAAAGCAGUGAAGAGAAACACAGAUGACCAAAAAAGGUUUGAUUUUAACCUAAAUAUUAAAUCAAAUCAAUCAUCAAAGAAAAAUAACUCUUGGAGCAACACCGUAAAUUAUAAGACCAUCACCAUUCUUCCAAUAACUGAGGGGUUGCCAGUGGAAGAAUUUGCUUACAAGUUAAUUAAUGCAUUAAGAAGUUGCGGGAAGUCAACAAUUGGAUUGAACCAACGCACAACUCUAUCACACCUUGGCCGUCAUGCAUUUGAUAAACUCUCUACUUUGAAGCAAAGUGGAUACUUUUCUGAACUUGAAGAACUUUACGAAAUAGUUGUCUACAUCGCCGACACACCUGUGAGCUCUUCAUGGACCCAAACAUGCAUAUCGCAAGGUGACUGUAUCUUACUCUUAGCAGAUGCCAUGCGCGAACCAAAAGUUGGUGAAUUUGAACGUUUGUUAUUAAAAAGUAAAACAACUGCCAGAACCGAUUUGGUUUUGAUUUAUCCUGAACGAUUCGUAGUUCCUGGCUCUACCUCAAAAUGGUUAAAAAAUAGAAUAUGGAUUCAAUCGCACCACCAUGUUCAAUUCACACCAAGUGAUAAGAUUCACGAACCUGAGCCUAUCUUAAACAAUAAACCGCUUUCACAAUUAGUGGAGAAGUUUAAGGAAAAUACGAAAAGAACACAGGAAAGUUUUGUAAAAUAUUUGCCUGACUCGAUUAAGACUACUGUUGAAACACUAUCAGGUAAAUACAUUAAUCCAAAAGCUAAUUCCAAGUUUUAUACAUCUGUUAACCCUGUGAAAAAUGACUUUUUACGACUAGCUAGAAUCUUAUCUGGCCAAGCGGUUGGUCUUGUAUUAGGCGGAGGUGGUGCUCGUGGGUUAAGCCAUUUAGGGAUCAUAAAGGCUUUGGAAGAGAGAGGUAUUCCGGUUGACAUUAUUGGAGGAACUUCUAUAGGAUCUUUUGUUGGCGGAUUGUACGCGAUGGAUUAUGAUCUAGUCCCUAUGUAUGGCCGAGUGAAAAAGUUUGCUGGCCGAGUGGGAUCUGUUUGGAGAACCCUAACUGACUUAACUUGGCCAGUUACAUCGUACACAACAGGUCAUGAGUUCAAUCGUGGUAUAUGGAAAACAUUUAGAGAUUACAGAAUCGAAGAUUUCUGGUUGCCUUAUUACUGCAAUUCCACGAAUAUCACAGAAUCUGUCCAAGAGAUUCAUACGUCAGGUGUUGCUUGGCGUUAUAUUAGGGCAUCCAUGUCCCUUGCCGGUCUGUUGCCACCUAUUGUAGACAAUGGAAAUAUGUUACUCGACGGAGGUUAUGUUGAUAAUUUGCCAGUCACUGAGAUGAAACAAAGGGGGUGCAGAAUUAUAUUCGCAGUUGAUGUAGGGUCUGUUGACGACAGAACACCUGUAUCAUACGGUGAUUCUUUGAAUGGUUUUUGGAUUAUCCUAAACAGAUGGAAUCCAUUCUCAAAGCAUCCGAACAUUCCCAAUAUGGCAGAAAUUCAAAUGAGAUUAGGGUAUGUCGCCUCAGUCAAUGCCUUGGAAAGGGCUAAAAAUACUCCUGGAGUAGUAUAUAUGAGACCUCCAAUUGAGAAUUACGCAACUUUAGAUUUCGGAAAGUUUGAAGAGAUCUACCAAGUUGGUGUUGCUUACGGACAUGACUUUUUACAACACCUCCAGGACACCAAUCAAUUGCCGCAAAUUGCAGGAACAACUGGUCUUGUCCUAUCAGAUAAACAAAAUAUGUUACAAAGACGUAACAGUAUAUGA